AUAUUUUAUAUGCAAACUUUAUAUUUAUGAACAAAAUAUAUCUUAACUAACACAUAUUUCAUCUUUUUGACAUCUAUUAAGAAGAUAUAUACACCAUUGGUAUACUCUUAUUAGCAAUUAAUGUUUAUGGAUCAUCGAAGCAUCAGUUCUCGGACGAUCACAAGGUUAAGCACGUUCCACAAGGUUUAUAGUUUGGAUGGCAGUAACUACUACACGGGCAAUAAUACCUCCAGUAAUAACUACACACCUGACAGUCGGUCUUUUUCGUAAGGGCGGGGCCCGCGCCGGAACCUCCUUUCGCGAUCCCGCGUCUAGUUAUACAUAUGUGUUAUCAUUUACCGUUGUAUGAAGAUGUGACAAUGUUAAUAUGUUGUGAUAAGUAUCUUAUAGAUGCUUUGUCCUCACAACAUUAUCGCGACAUGGAGAUGUAGUGACAGAGACGAGAGGGAUGAUGCAGGGAUGGUAGGCCUACGUCAGAGGGUGGAGGCUGAGGAGCGUCGACAAUUCCUGCGCUACCUUCUGAGUAGCUCUAACGACGAAGAUGAUGACGACGACGACAACGAAGCGAGGAUGAGGAUGCCUCCGUGGGUGACGGUGAACCCACAGAUGGAGGUGUCUUGGGACGACGGCGCGAGGACGUCUCCGCGCGAGGAGGCGCCGGGGGACAGCGGCGCGAGGAGCCCGCAAGAGAGCUCGCGGGAGGAGGCGAGCUCGCGAGAGAGAACAGUUGCUUACGACAACUAGGAUGGCAACAGAUUCCUGCGCCGGAUAUAUUUAAUAGUUUUUCGCAUAUUAUAUUAUAUCAUACAUUAUCACAUCACAUUUACUAUCUAAAUUUUAAAAUGAACAUAUUUUAAGUUUAAA
Molecule: messenger RNA, 864 nt
Organism: Wasmannia auropunctata (little fire ant)
Lineage: Eukaryota; Metazoa; Arthropoda; Insecta; Hymenoptera; Formicidae
Exons: 5
Coding region: 391-744 (117 amino acids)
Source: RefSeq, a predicted model, not a curated record